This is a messenger RNA of Glycine soja, 637 nucleotides long. RefSeq lists its product as uncharacterized. Bases 86 to 373 code for a protein of 95 amino acids. The record is from RefSeq and is a predicted model, not a curated record. The transcript has a single exon. NCBI's taxonomy places the organism in Eukaryota, Viridiplantae, Streptophyta, Magnoliopsida, Fabales, Fabaceae.
CAUAAUUCACAUCAAGGCAAUUCCAGGGCUUAAAAACACCAAAUUACAUAGAAUUUUUAGGCGUAACCAAAGUACGUACCAAACCAUGGCAUUGACAAGUCAAUUGAGAAACCUUCUUGCAGCUCUAGAGGCUGAGGAAGCAGCCCAAAAAUCCAAAGGUAAAGUGAACACAUACACCAACCAUGGCGAUGGGUUUCAGAACAUCACUGGCACUAAGACCAACAGUGGUGCAUAUUCUGGUGAUGGUAACACUCAUCACGCCACCAACAACUACGGUGGUGGUCCUGCUAUAAAUAAUAGUGGCAAUUUCCAGGGACAUGGCAAUGGAGGCUUUAUUGGUGGUAAUUUCGAUGCCUCAACGAGGAACUACUGAUUAAUUUAUGUAUGAUCAACUUCAUGUAUUAAAUAUCGUGUUCUGCGCUACGUAUACUAAUUAAUAAUAAAAUUAGAGCUGCAUGCUGCAGCUCUAACAGUGUGUGAUAUGAAUAAUUACUUGAGAGGGGGGAUACGACACACCUUCUUGAGUUCAUAAAUUUCAAUUCCGAUCUUUUUGGUUGUGGUGUAUUAUUAAUAACAAUUUGUUAUUAUUAAUUAUUAAGUGACUUCUAUAAUAACAAUUUGUUAACUUUACUACUUC